Biomphalaria glabrata is the source of this 10916-nucleotide messenger RNA. RefSeq names its product glucosylceramide transporter ABCA12-like. The coding region runs from base 162 to 9017 and encodes 2951 amino acids. Gene Ontology annotation, biological process: transmembrane transport; lipid transport. The record is from RefSeq and is a predicted model, not a curated record. Lineage: Eukaryota; Metazoa; Mollusca; Gastropoda; Planorbidae. Gene Ontology annotation, molecular function: ATP hydrolysis activity; ABC-type transporter activity; ATP binding. The transcript is spliced from 60 exons. Gene Ontology annotation, cellular component: intracellular membrane-bounded organelle; membrane.
UAGAUGUUGAAAGGAACGGGUCAUGUGUGAAAGAAAAUGAAUAGAUUGUGUUUGAUAUUUCAGAGUUCUUUUUUUUUUGGUCCAGUUGUAUAAGAUUGGAAAAGCAGAGUCCAAAUACUUGGCCAUGGAGUUUGUACUGAAUUAGAAACACAGCCAAAGAAAUGGGAUUAUUUCAUCAAUUUCUGUUCCUCCUUUGGAAAAAUGUUCUAUUUCGUCAAAGAUACCCGGCUGUCCUUAUUUUGGAGUUUCUAUGGCCUGUCGUUAUGGUAGGAGGUUUGUCACUUAUCAGAAGUGGAAUACCUGUUGUGAAAUUUAAUGACUGUUAUUACCAAGCUAGAGCCAUGCCAAGUGCUGGGCUAGUACCAUUUCUACAAACUUUUUUAUGUAACUUAGAUAAUCAUUGCUAUGCUAAAGAAGAGAGGCACAAUCAAGCUGAAUAUAAUUCCAAAAAUUUUGCUCUGGUUGCCCAAGAUUUGGGUCAAAUUUUUGCAUCCAAUGAAACUUUAUAUUUGCUUGAAAUUUCCAAUAAUAGCAAUGGCUUAAUAAGUCUAGUUCAAAACAUCAUACAAAAUCAAAUAGUAUUUGAGAAAUUAGAAAAUAUGACCUACAUAAAGUAUUACCUCAGAGAUCUUUCGCAAGUUACAAACAUAUUGGUCAAUGAAUUUAAAGUUCUCACUUUUGAGGAAACCAAAGAUAUUUUGAUGGCAAAAUUAAAUUUUUCUAAGCUCUUAAACUGGUCAAGCUUCUCCAAUCUAAAAAAUGUUACCUGUGAUCCUAGUCAGCUGCAGAGUUACAUUUUAUUUCCUGCUAAUGCAAGCAUUGUGGAUAUCUCAGAGUCUUUGUGUGUAUUAAACACAUCUGAAGCUACACAGUUGUUAUACAAAAUUGUUCCACACCUGAAUCUAACAUCUUUAGUACAACUUGUACAGUAUAUUGAGGAAAUGAAAGAAAGGUUUAUUUCUACGAGUCACUUGAGUUCAGUCUUGGAUGAUGUGGCUCAGAUGACUGAAAUUUUGAUGACAUCAGAACCAGUAUUCAGGGCCCUUGAGAAAUUAGCAGGUGUUUACAGUGUCUUGCAGGAGGUUAAAACAUUGUCAUCCUGGAUAGGAAUGUUUAGCUCAUUGACAGAUGUUGUUCCCAGGAUUAAAAGCUUUAUGCUGGGUGUGAAACCUCUUAUGAUUGUCGCAGGAUUAGAUAAUUCAACACUUUGGUCUGUUUUACAAGAUAUUAUCAAACUUGGAGAAAACAUCAAUCAAUUGAAGGAAGGUAACUGGACCCUGUCUGCUCAAACAUUUAUGGAGCCUGUUACAGCACUGGUACAAAAUAUAAACCUACUUUCAUCAGAUAUUGGUGGGCAGACAACUUUUCUUUUGCUGGAUUAUCUUACCAAAAUAUCAGAUGAGAUCAAAAAGAAUAAUUCACUUCUUUCACAAGGAAUGAUUGACAGUACAAAAUUUCUCCAAGAAACAUUGGAAAAACAACAAAACUGGCCCUCUAUACAAGUUGCAGCUAACGUUAUCAACCAAGGACUGGAGUUGACUAACACUAUUGCAAAUACAUUGUUUGAUAUUAAGCAGACUCUUCAAACUCUAACUGAUAUAUAUGUAAACAGCUUGAGUCAGAUUAGCAAUAAAUAUCCUCUAGUAAUUCUUUCUCUUGUGGAAACAGUGCUGGAUCCAACAUUUUCAUUAGCUUCACUAGUGAAUGGAAGUGGUUUUAAUUCUGCAUGCAGCAAACUGUUUAACAAACUUUCAGUCAUCAUGAACAUAAAUGAAGUAAAAAGUCUAGGUGGUAUACUAUGUGGGAACAGUCCACUUGAAGCAGUAUUGAAUCUGACAUCAAACUUCCCACUCACAGACUUGAUCAAUAAAAUCAAUGAAACAGUAAAUAAAUUGACUCCUCUGAGUAAUGGCACUGUCUCUGACCAAGCUGCCAACUUGACCAGUAUUUAUCUGCUGCUGUCUAAAGUUCUGACAACUUUUAAGCUCAUUACUACUAGUAAUAAUAAUCAAACUGGAAAUAAUAUUCUGAACAGUAUCAUUACAACUAAUAUAUUACCUGUGGACAUGCUUACUUCUGUGAAGGAAAUUGUGAGCUUUUUUCAACUUCCAGCAACGCAGCUACUGUUAAAAGAUCCAGACUUGGCAAUACUUUUUGAUUUUGCAUUUAAUUUUAUCAGCACCCCUAACAAAGGUUCACUUACUGUCUCCCAAUUGUUCCAAACUAAUGCAAACAUAACCUUGUAUUUGACUAACAUUUUGGGACUUCCCAGUUCAGUAGUCUACAGUUUUAUCAAUGCAAGGAUUGGCAACAAUAGAACAAAUAUAUUUCAGCAGUCAGUUCCAGGCAUAGUUGGUAUUUUAUGUGAUUCUACUUAUCUGUCAACAAUAAUUACUUUACCAGUAAACUCUUCAGUCAGUGUCACCAAUAUCAGUAGUUACCUUUGCAAUAUGAAAGUGUACCAAACUGCAGAAUACCUGAGAAACUCUUCACAGAAUUCCACUAUUGUUAGCAGUUUAAUAUUUCAAGCCACUGUAGAUGAUCUGACAGCAUUGGUUACAUCCUCAGUGCAGAUGUUCACACAGUUUUCUGAUGUCAUCACAUUCUUGAUAAAUUUGUUACAGAACAUCAACAGUAAUAUCCUGAAAGACAACACUGAUGUUUUAGACAAACUUCUAGUGAACAACACCUUCACUGAUAUGUCCAAAAGUGUACAACUUAUUGUGAACAUUUUGGCCAAAAACAAACCUUUGAGCAGCAACAUUAACCAAGUCGUUUCAGGUCUACAAAAAGUUGCUAAUGGUCUCUCAGCACUGGAUGUUAUUAAAGAAUAUUUUCUGAAAGAAAUUGAAGUCAAAAACCUAAUUAAAACAGCAGACAAUAUGACAAACUAUUUUAUGACUAAUUUUGGAUUGAGUGGGGAAACUACACAAACAUUAUUACAGGCUAUUUUCUCCUCCAGUUCAUUGCUGGGAAAUAUCAACAGCAGUCAACACUUAUGUAGUGAUGUCAUGAAAAGACUGCUCUUUAUAAAUGCCACACAAUCCUCCAUUCAAAGGUUUGCAUCUGAAGUCUGUGCCUUGAAUUCUACAAAACUGGCAGAACUCUUCAACUUGCUGACCAUUCAAUUAGAUGUACAAGCUUUAGUAAAGACUUAUUUCAGCAAAAUUAGCCAGUCAGUACUGGAGGCCAAUAACCUGACUAGUGACCAUUUGUUGGAACAAGUCAAACUUAUAGGAAGUGGAAUGACAAAUCUGAUCAAUGCUUAUGACACACUUACAAAAAGCCAAUCAGAAAAUGAAAUAAUUAAAAAUCUUGCUGAUGCAGCUUCAAGUGGUCAAUUAAACAAAGAGCAACUGACACGAAGUCUGUGCGGGAGAACAUCCGAUGAUAUCUUUGCUUUCCCCCCAACUCCAGGUGUCUCAUUUUCUAGUCAAGAAAGUUUGUUAUCAAAGUUUCAACAAGAAACCAGUCAGGAUAUUGAAAAUGAACUCCCUGGGGAGUUCUGUGUGGAUUUCUAUCGCUUAAUCAAGAACAGUGAAUUAGGAACUAUAAUUUGGUCAUUUGUAAAACCUCUUUUGAUUGGCAGGAUUCUCUACACACCAGAUAAUGAAAUCACUAGAACCAUACUAGCAAGAGCCAACCAUACAUUUGCUGUUCUAGAACGGGUAAAAGAAAUAGCUUCAGUUUGGGCAAAUAAAACAUCAAAUCUAAAUUCUUUGAUGAAAUUAGCUUCUGAUGCGAAAGAUCUUGUAAGUUUAGAUUUGUUCCAACAAAUAAUCCAAGCCACAACAGGUGUCCAAUGGAAUGCUCUGAUGUCUAAAUAUCUAGGAAAUCAGACAACUUUCAAAGAUAGCUACUUCAGUAUCUUGCAGUCCACCGCCAAGAUCAUCUUGAACUAUUCCUCUUGUGUUCAGACCAAUAGGUUUCAGCCAGUCCUAAAUGAGAAUGACCUAGAAAACACAGCUUAUAAGUUGUCUAGGACUAAUAUGUUCUUUGCAGGUAUUGUGUUCUUUAAUGUGAGUGAUGAUAAUACAAGUUCUUCUAAUAAACGUCGCAGAGAUGUUCACAAAGAAUCAGUUCCCAAACAUGUUGGCUAUAAAAUCAGAAUGGAUAUUGAUAAUGUUAUGAAUACCAGACAUCUUAAGUUACCAAUAGAGUAUAUGAAUUCUGAAUCAAAUUUUUUGGAAGAUCUUCGCUAUCUACGAGGAUUUAUCUACCUUCAAGAUAUGCUGGACACAGCUAUUGUAGAUUUGUUCAAAGAUGAACGCUUGACAACCCCUGGCACGUAUAUUAAACAAAUACCUUUUCCUUGUCAUCAUUUAGACAGCUUAAUCCAUAUAAUAGGAUCUUAUUUUGCACCUAUAAUGUUGGUGGUUGUCUUUGUGGCAUUACUUGCCAUAGCGACUAACAUCUUGGUUUAUGAUAAAGAGGAUGGCCAGGAGGAGACUCUACAUGUGAUGGGGAUGAUGAAAGGACUCAACACCAUUGCUUGGUUUAUUAGCUCAAUGGUCAUUAUGAGCAUUAACUCUCUUCUAAUAGCUGUCAUACUCAAGUAUACAAAUGUGUUCUUCCAUGCUGAUUUGUUUAUACUGUUCUUGUUGGUCCUGGUUUUCUGCUUCAGUUCUGUGUUAUUAGUAUACAUGGUGUCAGCAUUCUUUACACAUAGCAGCAUGGCCAUCCUGUUUGUGCUUAUAACAUUUCUGUUGACCUUUCUGCCCUACACUUUAGUUAUUGGAAUGGAACUGGUGAUGAAAUUUGAGCACAGAAUCUUGGUGAGUCUAGUGUCCACAACUGCCUUCUGUUUUGCAUUUCUAAGGCUUGGCUACAUUGAGGGUACUGGUGAAGGUGCUCAGUGGUCUAAUAUUGACCAGGCAUUGGAAGAAAAUAUGAGUAUCAACUGGUCUUUCUUUAUGAUGUUGAUUGACAGCGGAAUCUAUUUUCUGGUUGGAUUUUAUGUCAGAAAUGUAAAGCCAGGAAAAUAUGGUGUUGGAAGGUCUUGGUAUUUUCCAUUUCAACUUUCCUAUUGGAAAAGCUGGUUUAUGUAUAACAAACCCAAUAACAAUAUGUUGAAUUUACAUCCAGUUACUACAGGACCACUGUUUGAGCCUCCACCUAGUCAUGCAACUGUUGGAAUAGCCCUUGAAAAUAUCAGGAAAAUGUACAGCAGAAAAAGAGUUGCAUUGGAAAACUUGUCAGUCAGCUUUUACAAGGAUCAAAUCACAACAUUGCUUGGACCCAAUGGAGCAGCUAAAACAACAACAAUAAAAAUAAUCUGUGGUUUAUUGCCACCAUCUUCUGGUAAAGUUGGCAUCUAUGGCCUUGAACCAGGAGCUAUGUAUAAUUUUUUGGGAAUAUGCCCUCAGCACAAUGCUUUGUUUAAUUACAUGACAGUAACAGAUCAUAUGAAGUUCUAUUUUAUUAUUAAAAGUGGCAAGAGCAGACAACAAGCUGACACUGAAAUCUCAAGAUUGCUGAAAGAUGUAGACCUCUGGCAUGCUAGAAAUGUUCCAGUCAAAGAUUUAUCUUUUGGCAUGAAGCGUCGUCUCUGUGUAGCUCUGGCCUUUGUUGGGGGCUCAAAAACCAUUAUUUUGGAUGAACCAACAAGUGGUGUAGAUCCUUAUGCUAGGAAACAAAUAUGGAAUUUAAUCACAAAAAACAGAUCAGGUCGCACAAUUUUGUUGACAACACAUCAUCUUGAUGAAGCAGAUUUUCUGAGUGAUAGAAUAGCUGUGUUACAUCAAGGAAAUCUUAUAUGUUAUGGUUCACCUUCUUUCAUCAAAUGGUCUGUAGGGGGAAGUUAUCGUUUAACUCUCAUCAAACAAGAGCAUAACAGCCCGACACAUGUUAAUGACAAUAAAGACUCAAAUAAUAUGAACUCAAGAAUUAUGAACUCCACUAUAACAAGUUUUGUUCAGUCUUUAUGCCCCAAAGCAGCACUGGUGGAACAUGUUGGUACAGAUCUUACAUUUCACCUUCCCAAAGACCCAAAGGAACUAACUGUACCUUUUGACCAAUUCUUCAGGCAACUUGACCAAUCGUUGGACCAUUUAAAAAUCAACACUUAUGGGUUGUCUGAUACUUCAUUAGAAGAGGUGUUUCUCAAGCUGACUAAAUCUGUUGAUGAUACUGUGGAGGACAGUAUAGAUCAAUCUAGACUAUAUGUAGACUCUGGUGCUAGUGCUGCCUCGUCAAGUACUGAAGAACAUGAACAUUCAGAAACAGGUUCUGACAAUUCCCUUACUUCAUAUUUUGCACAUGUCAGGAAACAAGGAUUAUCAUUACUACUGGCUCAAGUCAUUGCCCUGUUACUCAAGCGUUUCCAUCAUUACAGACGAAACUGGCGGAUAAUUCUAUCAGCAAUUCUUCUACCACUUUUAUUUUUCUUAGUGGCUAUUGGCAUGGCCUCUGUGAGAUAUGCUGAUCAGAAUCCACCUACAUUAGUAUUGGAUCCUUCAACUUAUGGACCAAAAUCGUAUUCGUUCUUUAAAGACUCAGCUGGCAAUGAAAUGUCCAGAAAAUAUUUUGAGACCAUGGUCAACAGUAAUAUAGGUUUUGGAACUGCUUGUAUGAAAGGACAGCAGAGAAAUCCAGUGUGUGUGGGCAACAGCUCAUGGUACAACCACUCCCAGAAGCUUUACGUGCCCCAAUGUGUUGAUGCUAACCAGGUUCUCCUUGACUUGCCUUUUGUCUACACCAUCAAUGAGAAACACAUACAGGCUGAUAAUUACAUUCUGAACAUCAAUUCCUUUGGCUUUGACUUUAAGCUUCCCCCAUAUUUAAUGAUGACCUUCAAGGAGUAUAUGGGUAAAAGAUUUGGUGGUUGGUCUUUGGAAGCAUCAAGGAACAAUGGUUCUGUUACUCCCUAUGCAUGGUUUAGUAGCAAAGGAUACCAUGCCAUGCCAUGUUACUUUAAUUCUUUGUCCAAUAUGGUUUUGAGAUCAAUGUUGCCUGAUGGAGAAAAUCUGGAAGAAUAUGGUAUAACAGCUGCUACCCAUCCACUAAGACUUAGUCGACCUGCCUUAACUGCAACUGAUUUACAAGGAGAUGCUGUUGAUGGUGGUUUGUCUAUUGUUGUUGUCCUAGCAUUCAGCUUUAUCCCUUGUAGUUUUAUCCUCUACAUCAUCAAUGAGAAGGUAAUGAAAGAAAGACAACUCCAGAACAUAAGUGGCAUUGGAGUUAUCACCUAUUGGGCUGUAGCCUUAUUUUGGGAUAUGCUGAUCUACUGUUUUACCCUUGGACUAGCAGUUGCACUUGUGUUGAUCUUAAAGGCAGACUCCUUUUAUAUUGAGGAUAACUUGUCAGGUUUUGUUCUAAUUGUGCUGCUGUAUGGUUGGGCCAAUAUCCCUUGCCUGUAUUGCCUGAGUCGUUUUUUUACCAAAGGAAGUACUGCAUAUCUUGUGACAUUGUGUAUCAAUGUAUUUCUUGUAACAGUAACAAUAAUAUCUCUCUUUAUAAUGUUACUGUACAGAGAUAUUUCUACUGCAAGAGUUCUCUAUGAUUGGUGCAAGUAUAUCUUCCUCAUCUUCCCACAAUAUGCACUAGGUCAAGGUCUUAUUGACAUGACAGCAAAUACAUAUGCCUACAAACUCAUUAUCAGGUAUAAUGAUGUCAAAUAUGAAUCUCCAUUCUCAGCUGACAUUUUGGGAUGGAAGUUACUUGCUCUGGCUAUUGAAGGCUUCAUUUUCUUCAUUUUAAAUAUUUGUUUAGAUGCUUUAAAAAGCCCAAAACUAAGUAUACCAUCAAGAGAUAAUUUAAGCCAAGAAGAUGAAGAUGUUAAGAGAGAGAAGGAGAGAAUUCUCAGUGGUUCUGCCAAUGAUUUGUUGAUAGUCAGUGACCUCUCUAAAGUCUAUAGAAGAAAUGGGAAAGACUUUAUGGCUGUCAAUCACAUUAGUUUUGGAGUUCCAGAGGGAAAGUGUUUUGGGCUUCUUGGUGUUAAUGGAGCUGGGAAAACUACUACAUUCAGAAUGCUUACUGGAGACUUAAGAGCAGAAAGUGGAACAGUUACAAUUAAAGGAAGAAGCCUGACCCAAAGAGAGGGAAAUUUUGGACAAAAUGUUGGUUAUUGCCCACAAGAAGGAGGACUUGAUGAAUACUUGACAGCAGAAGAAAUGCUUUACUUUCAUGCUCGUCUUCGUGGUUUUAAUAUGGAACAAACUAAAAUACUUGUGCCAGAUCUGCUAGAGCAACUUGCCUUGACUCAAUACAAAAAUAAUGCUGUCCAUACCUAUAGUGGUGGCACAAAGCGUAAGCUAUCACUAGCUAUAGCUCUACUGGGAAAUCCAUCCAUUUUAUUUUUGGAUGAACCAACUACUGGUAUGGAUGCUGCCACUAGAAGGCUUGCUUGGAAAUGUCUUGCUAGAGCUAAAAGAAAUGGUCAAUCAGUCAUUCUAACAUCUCACAGUAUGGAUGAAUGUGAUGCCUUGUGUUCUGUUAUAGCCAUCAUGGUGAAUGGACAGAUGAAAUGUAUAGGCAGUCCACAGCACUUGAAAUACAAGUUUGGGGAUGGCUACACAGUCAUAAUGCAUUCUGGAAAAAGUAAUUUGAAAGACAUUGUCAGUGAUUUUGUUACUAGAUUUCCAGGAACAAUUAUCAAGGCCAACCAUCACAGUAGUGUAGAGCUCCAUGUACCUAAGCACUCAUGUUUCAUUGCGGACAUAUUGGCAGCUUUACAGACAGCACAAAAGGAUGAAAUAAUUGGAUACUACUCACUGACACAAACAACCCUUGAUUCAGUCUUCAUUAGUUUUGCCCAGAAUCAAUCAGAGACAUUUCAGGAACAAGUGAUUACGAGAACUAGUUCUAUAGAAGAUGCAAGUGAUUCUUUGGUGGACACUUUGUCUACGUCAUCUGGUUACAGUAAGUCACCUCCAUUGAAGAAUAUCACUGAAGGAAGUCCAGUAGUAGAGAACCCUUAUAUCAAGGAAAAUUUGCUGUUUGCUCCUGCUAUUUCUUACAAUCAAAGAAAUUAUAUUGUAAACAUACAGCUACAGGCAAAACCAGAUGUUAAGGCUUAACAUUUAUUGGUGAGAAUGAUGCAUUGGAUUAAAAUAAGUUUGUGUGCAAUAACAAAAAUGAACUAUUUCACAAUAAAUAUUAUGUCCAGUGGUUUUCUAAAAACCUGUUACCUUAUGAAAUUAUAACCAUGACAAGUUUGUUUUUUUAUUAAAUGGAAACAAUAAAGUACUGAGCAUAAUUAAAAUAGAACAACGUUCAUAAACAAUUACCUUUGUCAUUGAAGUGUAAAUAUUAUUGUAUAAAAUUUUUGUUUUUUAUUGUUCUCUGUUACAACAAGAAAUACUAUCUCUGAUGAACAUCAUGGAGUUUUGUCUCUAAAGUUAAGAUGUUACACUGCUAUUAUACAAACUAAAUUUGUAAAUAGCUAUCUUAUAUUAAGGCCUGUGUUUUUUCUGAUGUAUGGGUCUUGAUAUUAAAAAUAUCAGUUAUGUUCUGAACUGCUGACUGCAUACUGUUUUCAAUUAUUUUAAUUUAAUUUGAAAUCCAAAAGUGCAAGAAAUGUUUAUUCUAAAUUUUUAAAGAACAAAUUUCUUGGGUGCCUCCUUUUCAAUUAUGCACCCUGGAAACGUGGUGUCAUUUCCUGAAUAAACUAUCCCUCCUGGGGACCAUGUCCCCAACCCUCUUUUCAUGAGCAGCAUUUCAAAAGUUUCUUAAAAUUUAGUUUUUAGGCAUGACAAAAUGGACUCUGAAGCAUAUAAAAGCACUAUGGACACUUACUUUUGUUGAAAUGCUUACAGUUUUUUCCUGUACAGAUUUUCUCAUCGGGUUUGCUGAAGGCAGAGUUUGGGUAAUUAGCAGUUUACUACUACAUCUAGUUUCCACUGAGAUGAUGCUUCUAGAUGACAAAUUUAACAUUUUCUUCUAGUCUCUGGCCAUCUAAUUCUUCUUGUGUAUGAAUGAUCUCUCUCUGACCAUCUAAUUCUUCUUGUGUAUGAAUGAAAUACUGUAUUGAGCAUGUGCACAAAAAUAUCAGGGUAAAAUAAUGUGUAAAUAGUGUGGAUGGAUUUUUUUUAUUGCAGAGAAUGAAAAAUGUUGAAAUUGUCUACUUGUAUUAAUAUUCUAACCUUUUUAUUUAUGAUGUGCGAUGUAACUAUGAGCUUAAGAAUUAAUUCUAUCAAUUAAACAUAAGACUUUUUAUUUUUAAAUAACUUCAGCUCAUAUUUCCAUAAUGAUGCUCACUGUUGACUUGUUGACAAAACCUCUGUUUUUAAAUGGUAUUUACUGUUGCUUAUAUCCAAAUAUUGUGCAUAAAAUUUUAUGUUUAUUUAUUUUAUUUGAUAUUUUACCUACUUAAAUUAUGAAUUUACAUAAUGCUUUUGAGAUGAAAUGUCAUCUAUAAUUCCAUUACAAACAAUAAGGUAAUUAUAUUUUAACAAUAUAUUUAUAUAUAUAUAAAAACAAACAGAAAAUUGACAGUAAUUUUUUUUUUAUUCUUUUGUAAUCAAAAACAAAAAGUAGUAAAUUACAAAAAGUAUUUGAUUCGUCCUUAAUCUGUAUACAUUGAAGAGUUUUCCAGAGGAUCUUGUAUGAAGAAAUACACUUCAUUGUUACACAGUCAAAUACUACCACAAAUAAAAUAUUUUUUACAAAUAAUGUUAUUAAAGUAUUUUUCAUGACUUAUUUUACUAGUCUGACAAAAAUUGUUUUAUAACAAUUAAAGGAUAUCUAUUAUUUACACAAUUCCAUUAAACUGAAAUAAUGGGGUGGUAAAAUUAUAAUGUGAUCUUGGUGAUGUGCAUAGACAAGACUUUCGCAGCAUAUGAUAUGCAAAUAAAUGGCAAAAAAAAUUAUGAUCAAUAGCCAACAGGGCUUUAAAAAGGGCAUCAGUAUUGGGGGUGAAAAGCUGACUAGUGUCAGUAGUUUCAAAUAUCUCAGAGCUAUUGUCUCUGGAACAAAAC